AUGCCAUCAGACCAAGACACAGAUGGGUGGCUUGGUGCAUUUGGAGGGAACCAAAGCGAGGCAGAAGGGCGCUUCCCGCACAAGAAGGAGACGCCCAUCGACAUGAGCUUCUGCCAGCUGCACUGUGUGAAUGCCCACCUCGAUACGCACCUGUGGUUUGACGUGAUUCGCUUCUGGGACCGCGACCCACACCACAAGUGGCCGCUGCGGUACCCCGACCCAGAGCUCCUCAACGCUCCAACGCCUAGCAACUUCGACCUGACGUCCCACACGCAGUGGAUGAGGAACCAUGCCGCCCCUGGUGGAGCCUCAGGAUACAGUUGCCCAAAGACCGUCCCGGGCACGGUGCCGAGCAAGCUGGCCAUGCUCGGGGUGACAGGCGACAAAGUUCAAGGCGACAACGACUCUGAUGAGGAGGAAGAGGGCGAGGAGGUUAGUGGCGACAUGUAA
Prorocentrum cordatum is the source of this 450-nucleotide messenger RNA. NCBI's taxonomy places the organism in Eukaryota, Dinophyceae, Prorocentrales, Prorocentraceae. The record is from the annotation of a GenBank genome assembly.